AUGCAAAAAAACAGCUUCCGAUUGUGCCAGAAGAAUGAUAGGCCAAAUCACAAGAACGCAUGCAAGGACGCCCAACUGGAGAAAGCCCUUACCCGAAUCGCCGAAAUCGCUCGGCAAGCUUACCUCAACUUCCGCGAAACGACUUGGGACAUCCCUGUGGUGAGAAUUGACCAGGUACCUGACGGUCUGGAGAUCCACUGGGCAGAUAAGACAAAGAGCAGCAGUCACUUCAGCAAUUUUCCUGCACAUAUGGCAACAUCCCAAAAUGUUCGUGAAGCAGCGCUCGUUGCUAUGCAUUGCGACGAGCCACAGGCACACCUACAUGGCCUCAUCAAAGCCCUUACUGAAGUAUUUCUUCGGUUGAUUAGUCAAAAGGUAACCAUCUCCCGUGAGGGUGCCGGCACGAAUGCGAACUGGCCAAAUUACAGGCAUGCAAUUCUUCGCAUCAGGUCCGAGAAGACGAAAACGCAGUGGAUCAUUGACAUUACCGGUGCACAAUACGGAAUCCGCAGAGCGUUAUGGAAAUGGAGAGAUUAUGAGAACAUGCACAUGGCAGUUGUCGCAAGAGUCUAUGAACUCGGUUACUUCAAAUAUCUCCUCGACAAGGCGAGCAAAAUUCAAGGUAUGGAUGGCCUUAGUUACAGGGUAGGAAUGCUCGCGGCUGGCAACCUCGAUCAAGCGAUCACAAAGUGGGCGGUUGGUCACAAGAAGAUCGCCGAGAUUAUCGAUCUAGACGAGGAAGCAUACCAGGUAGACAAGGCUAGCCUACUGGAGAGCAUGGACACCGCAGUUCGCUCCUUUGUCGCAGCGAACAACUUCAACGCUCAGUUUAGAGAGGCAAAGGCUUACGAUCGGAAGUGCCCAGGUAAAAGUGCGAACGAAAUCAUCAUGAUAGCUAAGACGUAUUGUGAAUAG
Molecule: messenger RNA, 915 nt
Organism: Bipolaris zeicola 26-R-13
Lineage: Eukaryota; Fungi; Ascomycota; Dothideomycetes; Pleosporales; Pleosporaceae
Exons: 3
Coding region: 1-915 (304 amino acids)
Source: RefSeq, a predicted model, not a curated record